Cooperia oncophora is the source of this 327-nucleotide messenger RNA. Lineage: Eukaryota; Metazoa; Nematoda; Chromadorea; Rhabditida; Trichostrongylidae. The record is from the annotation of a GenBank genome assembly.
AUGCAUAGGUACGAUGAUUUCUUACUAAGAAAAGGGAUGCUAUCCGUGAAAAAUCCAUCCGUAGGAUUCGCAUGCCGGAACUGCCUCAUCAAUGUGGCCCAAAAUGUUGUUAAGCUUUCUGAUUUUGGCUUAUCCAAACAAGCUGAGAAAUAUAAUAUUCCGGAGAACGAAAAAUUGUCACUCAACUGGUAUGUUACAAGGACCACUUUUACGUCACUUUCUCAAGGCUUCUCACUAAUACAGGCAAGCUCCCGAGGUUAUCUUGACCAGAGUCUCAGCAAAUGUGAUGUAGUUUUUAUGGCAUACUUAUUUUGGGAAUAUCCAUAA